Molecule: messenger RNA, 982 nt
Organism: Asterias rubens (European starfish)
Lineage: Eukaryota; Metazoa; Echinodermata; Asteroidea; Forcipulatida; Asteriidae
Product: prohibitin-like
Exons: 6
Coding region: 26-859 (277 amino acids)
Biological process (GO): mitochondrion organization
Cellular component (GO): membrane; mitochondrion
Source: RefSeq, a predicted model, not a curated record
UGCAUAAGUUUUGUGUUCAAAAACUAUGGCACAGGCGGGACUAAAUAAACUGUUUUCUCAGCUUGGAAGGGUUGGCAUUGGACUUGCAGUUGCUGGUGGAGUUGUUAACACUGCUCUGUAUAAUGUUGAAGCCGGUCAUCGGGCUGUCAUCUUCGACAGGUUCGCUGGAGUCAAAGAUUACGUCAUGGGAGAAGGUACACACUUCCUGAUCCCAUGGGUUCAGAGACCAAUCAUCUACGAUUGUCGCUCCCGACCGAGGAACAUUCCUAGCAUCACAGGCAGCAAAGAUUUGCAGAAUGUGAACAUCACCCUUCGAAUCCUUUUCCGACCCGAGGCUGCGAAUCUGCCCAAAUUGUACGUCAAUCUCGGCGAGGAUUACGAUGAGAGGGUCUUACCGUCUAUCACAAAUGAAGUCUUGAAAGCAGUUGUGGCCCAGUUUGACGCCAGUGAGUUAAUCACACAGAGAGAGGUAGUUUCCCAACAAGUCAACGAUGAAUUAACAGAAAGAGGAGCUCAGUUUGGUCUCAUUCUGGAUGACAUUUCUAUCACUCAUCUAACGUUUGGCCGAGAGUUCACAGAAGCUGUAGAGAUGAAGCAAGUUGCUCAACAGGAUGCAGAGAGGGCUCGGUUCCUUGUAGAGAAGGCGGAGCAACAGAAGCAAGCUGCCAUCAUCACAGCCGAGGGAGAUUCCCAGGCUGCUCAUCUCUUGUCAGAGGCCUUCACGAAGGCCGGUGAUGCCUUGAUUGAGCUCCGUAAGCUUGAGGCCGCUGAGGACAUCGCCUUCCAGAUGUCCAGAUCAAGAAACAUCAACUACCUUCCCCCCGGUCAGCAGACAUUGCUGAGUUUACCAACAAUGUAGGUGGUUUAUCCAAAGGGGAGAAGGUACAACAAUAGUGACAAGAAAUUAAAGCUUUUAAAAAAGAUUCAGGUACUUUUUCAAAAUGUCCACAUAUUUACAUUAAACUCUCAGGGUUUGAAGAGA